Lodderomyces elongisporus is the source of this 897-nucleotide messenger RNA. RefSeq names its product 60S ribosomal protein uL18 (gene RPL5). NCBI's taxonomy places the organism in Eukaryota, Fungi, Ascomycota, Pichiomycetes, Serinales, Debaryomycetaceae. Bases 1 to 897 code for a protein of 298 amino acids. Gene Ontology annotation, molecular function: structural constituent of ribosome; 5S rRNA binding. The transcript has a single exon. Gene Ontology annotation, cellular component: ribosome; cytosolic large ribosomal subunit. The record is from RefSeq and is a predicted model, not a curated record. Gene Ontology annotation, biological process: translation; ribosomal large subunit assembly.
AUGCCUUUCCAAAAGACUUUGAAAACUUCUGCUUACCACUCCAGAUUCCAAACCCCUUUCCGUAGAAGACAAGAGGGUAAGACCGACUACUACCAAAGAAAGAGAUUGGUCACUCAACACAAGGCUAAAUACAACACUCCAAAAUACAGAUUGGUUGUUAGAUUCACCAACAAGGACAUUAUUGCUCAAAUCAUUAGUGCCCAAAUCACCGGUGAUGUUGUCUUGACCGCUGCUUACGCUCACGAAUUGCCAAGAUACGGUAUCAAGCACGGUUUGACUAACUGGUCUGCUGCUUACGCUGUUGGUCUUUUGGUUGCCAGAAGAGCUUUGCAAAAACUCGGUUUGGACGAGACCUACGUUGGUGUCGAAGAAGUCGAAGGUGAAUACCAAUUGACCGAGGCUGUCGAAGAUGCUCCAAGACCAUUCAAGGUCUUUUUGGACAUUGGUUUGCAAAGAACCACCACUGGUGCUAGAGUCUUUGGUGUCUUGAAGGGUGCUUCCGAUGGUGGAUUGUACGUUCCUCACUCACCAAACAGAUUCCCAGGUUGGGAUAUCGAAGCUGAGGAAUUGGACGCUGAGUUGUUGAGAAAAUACAUCUUUGGUGGUCACGUUUCCGAGUACAUGGAAGAAUUGAUGGACGAUGAUGAAGAAAAAUUCAGAACCUUGUUCAAGAAGUACAUUGAAGAUGAAAUCGAGGCUGAAGACGUUGAAGAAAUCUACGCCAACGCUCACGAGAAAAUCAGAGAAGACCCAUCUUUCAAGCCAACUGAAAAGAAGUUCACCAAGGAGCAAUACGCUGCUGAGUCAAAGAAAUACAGACAAACUAAAUUGACCAAGGCUGAGAGAGAAGAGAAGAUUGCUAAGAAGAUUGCUGCUUUCCAAGCUGAAAACAACUAA